This is a messenger RNA of Oppiella nova, 553 nucleotides long. Lineage: Eukaryota; Metazoa; Arthropoda; Arachnida; Sarcoptiformes; Oppiidae. The record is from the annotation of a GenBank genome assembly.
CAGAUAAUAGUCAUUGUUUUGGGCGCAGAAUAUUCCGAUGGUGUGUGUUAUGGAGAUUUAGGCUGUUUUAACAUAACCGCCGACUUUAAGCACAUACUGUACCGACCUUACAAUGUGCUACCGGAGCCGCCCGACAAAAUACAAACUAAAAUAUAUUUAUACACGAGAUCCCAGCCCCAGAAACCCCUCAGUGUUGCCAACACUUGGAUUGUGGACAGACAUCUCAAUACGAAUAAUAAGCAAAAGUCUGCCCUACUCCCAGGCCGCUGCCAACAGCCGUUUAGUGGGCGCACAGAUAGCUUUACUAAUUAAAAAUCUAAAUAGCACAAAUAAACUUAAAUAUUCGAGUUGUCAUCUGAUUGGACACAGUCUGGGUGGACAUGUGGCCGGUUAUGUGGGCCAUGAUUUAGCCAGUGUAUCACCACAAAAUAAGCUUGGUCGCAUUACUGGCCUUGAUCCCGCUCAACCAUUUUUUCAAAAUAUGCCCAAAUCGGUGCGUUUGGACAGUAAUGAUGCACUUUUUGUCGAUGUUAUACAUACGGACGCCGACCCC